GAAUAAUUUGAAUUACGUAAGAAACAUUGGCAUGCUCCAUUCUCUAGAGUAUAGCAUUCUAUCGCCACAAUCCAAUCGACUUUAGCCAGUACGUGCAUUCCGCGUCCGACUUUCGAUCCACCAUGUUGCGUUUGAGCUCGCUCCUGCCUGUCGCCUUUGCUCUGGUGUUGUCAUCCGUCUCCGCAGAGAUAGUCAACUUUCAGACUUGCGAAGAUAGUGUGGACUCCUGCACGAUUAGUCAGGUGCGGGUGACGCCCUGUCCGGAGGCGAAUGCCAAUGCCGCCUGCCACAUCCGCCGGAGGCACCGCUUCACCAUGAGCUUCGACUUCACGCCCCACUUCGAUGCGGACACCCUGGUAGCCAGCUUGGGCUGGGCCAAGAGCGAGAACGUGGAGCUGCCGCUGCUCACCAUGGACCAGGAGGCCUGCAAGUACACCACCUGCCCCGUGAGAUCCGGAGUCACCCAGACCUAUACGAACAACAUGCCCGCCGACGCCAGGUUCCCGCUGAGUCCCUACACCAUCCGUUGGGCUCUGAAGGAUCCGGUUUCCCAGAAGCGGUGCUGCUUCACCAUCGACAUCAAGGUGGUGCGCUAGAAAGAUGCUCUCCGUAAUGGAUGCUCCACUUAAUAUUUGGAUUAAUACAUUUUUUUUAAACAUAUCUUAAAUAUCUUCGAAAUUAAAGUGAUUUACAAGUGGGUCGAUA
Messenger RNA from Drosophila simulans, 705 nucleotides. It is a transcript of the gene Npc2h, whose product is annotated as MD-2-related lipid-recognition protein. The transcript has a single exon. Bases 123 to 596 code for a protein of 157 amino acids. The record is from RefSeq and is a predicted model, not a curated record. Gene Ontology annotation, molecular function: sterol binding. Gene Ontology annotation, biological process: intracellular cholesterol transport. Lineage: Eukaryota; Metazoa; Arthropoda; Insecta; Diptera; Drosophilidae.